Molecule: messenger RNA, 1389 nt
Organism: Lethenteron reissneri (Far Eastern brook lamprey)
Lineage: Eukaryota; Metazoa; Chordata; Hyperoartia; Petromyzontiformes; Petromyzontidae
Product: elongation factor 1-alpha 1-like
Biological process (GO): translational elongation
Molecular function (GO): GTP binding; GTPase activity; translation elongation factor activity
Source: RefSeq, a predicted model, not a curated record
AUGGGGAAGGAAAAGAUUCACAUCAACAUCGUGGUGAUCGGCCACGUGGACUCGGGCAAGUCCACGAGCACCGGCCACCUGAUCUACAAAUGCGGAGGCAUUGACAAGAGGACCAUCGAGAAGUUUGAAAAGGAGGCUGCGGAGAUGGGUAAGGGCUCGUUCAAGUACGCGUGGGUGCUGGACAAGCUGAAGGCGGAGCGCGAACGAGGCAUCACCAUCGACAUCUCCCUCUGGAAGUUCGAGACGUCCAAAUAUUACGUGACCAUCAUCGAUGCCCCGGGUCACCGCGACUUCAUCAAAAACAUGAUCACCGGUACCUCGCAGGCGGACUGCGCGGUGCUCGUUGUGGCUGCCGGCGUGGGCGAGUUCGAGGCGGGCAUCUCCAAGAACGGUCAGACGCGCGAACACGCGCUGCUCGCCUUCACGCUCGGGGUGAAGCAGCUCAUCGUGGGAGUCAACAAGAUGGACUCGACGGAGCCGCCGUUCAGCAGCGGGCGCUUCGACGAGAUCGUCAAGGAAGUGAGCUCGUACAUCAAGAAGAUCGGCUACAACCCGGCGGCGGUCGCCUUCGUGCCCAUCUCCGGCUGGCACGGUGACAACAUGCUGGAGUCGAGCAAGAACAUGCCCUGGUUCAAGGGCUGGAAGGUAACACGUAAGGAGGGCAACGCGACCGGCACCACCCUGCUGGAAGCCCUCGACUCCAUCCUGCCCCCGUCGCGUCCCACCGACAAACCUCUGCGCCUGCCACUGCAGGACGUCUACAAGAUCGGCGGUAUCGGCACGGUGCCCGUGGGCCGCGUGGAGACCGGCAUCCUCAAGCCCGGCAUGGUGGUGACGUUCGCACCGACCACCCUGACCACGGAGGUCAAGUCCGUGGAAAUGCACCACGAGGCCCUGACCGAGGCCUUCCCCGGGGAUAACGUGGGCUUCAACGUGAAAAACGUCUCCGUCAAGGAAAUCCGACGUGGCAACGUUGCCGGCGACAGCAAGACCGACCCGCCGCGCGGCUGCGACAGCUUCACGGCGCAGGUCAUCGUGCUCAACCACCCGGGCCAGAUCCAGGCCGGCUAUUCGCCCGUCGUCGACUGCCACACGGCGCACAUCGCCUGCAAGUUCUCGGAGCUCAAGGAGAAGAUCGACCGUCGCUCGGGCAAGAAGCUCGAGGACUCUCCCAAGUUCCUCAAGUCUGGGGACGCGGCGAUGAUCGAGAUGAUGCCCGGCAAGCCGAUGUGCGUGGAGAGCUUCUCGCAGUAUCCCCCCCCAGGGCGCUUUGCGGUGCGGGACAUGAGGCAGACGGUGGCCGUGGGCGUCAUCAAGGCCGUGACCAAGAAGGUGGGCGAAUCGGCCAAGGUGACCAAGUCUGCAAGCAAGGCCAUGAAGGGCAAGUGA